Grus americana (Whooping crane) is the source of this 1859-nucleotide messenger RNA. RefSeq names its product solute carrier family 7 member 10 (gene SLC7A10). Gene Ontology annotation, cellular component: membrane. The record is from RefSeq and is a predicted model, not a curated record. Lineage: Eukaryota; Metazoa; Chordata; Aves; Gruiformes; Gruidae. Gene Ontology annotation, molecular function: L-amino acid transmembrane transporter activity; neutral L-amino acid transmembrane transporter activity. Gene Ontology annotation, biological process: D-serine transmembrane transport; D-alanine transmembrane transport; amino acid transmembrane transport.
AUGCGCGCGGAGGCGGCAGCGGGGCAGAGCGGCGCGGGCAGCAUGGCCGGCGGGGAGCAGUGCGGCGCGCCCGGCGGCCCCGGGCGGGUGGCGCUGAAGAAGGAGAUCGGGCUGGUCAGCGCCUGUGCCAUCAUCAUCGGUAACAUCAUUGGUUCUGGGAUCUUUAUUUCACCAAAAGGAGUUUUGGAGCACACCGGCUCGGUGGGACUUGCUCUUAUUAUUUGGGUGCUUGGCGGCGGGGUGGCUGCCCUUGGCUCGCUAUGUUACGCCGAACUGGGAGUCACUAUCCCCAAAUCAGGAGGGGAUUAUUCCUACGUCACAGAGAUUUUUGGUGGGUUAGCUGGGUUUCUGCUGCUGUGGAGCGCGGUGCUUAUCAUGUACCCAACCAGUCUGGCCGUCAUUGCACUGACCUUUUCAAACUAUGUCCUGCAGCCUGUCUUCCCUAACUGUAUUCCCCCCUAUAAUGCCUCCAGGAUCCUCUCCAUGGUGUGUUUACUCCUCCUGACCUGGGUGAACAGCUCCAGCGUUCGAUGGGCAACACGCAUUCAGGAUAUAUUUACAGCAGGAAAACUCUUAGCCCUGGCCCUUAUCAUUACUGUGGGCUUCAUACAGAUCUUUAAAGGAAACUAUGAAGAGCUGACACCAAGCAACGCAUUCAAUUUUUGGAUGACUCCAUCUGUGGGGCAUUUAGCGUUAGCUUUUCUUCAAGGGUCGUUUGCAUUCAGUGGCUGGAACUUCUUGAACUAUGUAACAGAAGAACUGGUUGAUCCCCGCAGGAACCUACCUCGUGCCAUAUUCAUAUCCAUCCCAUUGGUGACAUUUGUGUAUACGUUCACCAACAUUGCAUAUUUCACUGCCAUGUCACCCCAAGAGCUCUUGUCCUCCAACGCUGUGGCGGUAACAUUUGGUGAAAAGUUACUGGGCUAUUUUUCCUGGGUUAUGCCAGUCUCAGUGGCCCUAUCUACAUUUGGAGGAAUAAAUGGAUACCUUUUUACCUCAUCAAGGUUAUGUUUCUCUGGUGCCCGAGAAGGCCAUUUGCCGAGUUUGCUUGCCAUGAUCCACGUCAAGCACUGCACGCCCAUCCCUGCCCUGCUCGUCUGUUGUUUAGCCACUCUUAUCAUCAUGCUCGUUGGAGACACAUACACGCUAAUCAACUACGUGUCAUUUAUUAACUACCUCUGCUACGGAGUGACAAUUAUAGGCUUGAUCGUGUUACGCUGGAAGAAACCCAAAAUCUUCAGACCUAUCAAGGUGAAUCUCCUCAUCCCCAUCACUUACCUGGCGUUUUGGGCAUUUCUGCUGAUCUUCAGCUUAUACUCCGAGCCGGUUGUCUGUGGAGUUGGACUCAUUAUCAUUUUAACUGGAGUGCCAGUGUUUUUUCUUGGAGUCUACUGGAGAAAUAAACCAAAGUGUGUAAAUAGGCUAAUAGAGGCCGUGACCUGCUGGGGACAGAAGUUGUGUUUUGUGGUCUACCCUCAGGGGGGAGUCGCCGAGGAGGAGGAGGCACCCUCGGCCCGUUCUCGGCGACCGGCGAGCGAAACAGCCGUGAGGAAGUAACGACGUGGCCUCUGAGGCUGAAGUGGCUUCUUGUUUACAUGCUGAUUUUUGCAAAAAGUUUUUCUGUAAAAAAAAAAAAAAAAAAGUUUUUAGAGCUCCAAUAGUGAAGCCCAUAAAAUGAGCUACACCCUUUAUGACAUCUGUAGCUUUUAGUUUUUCCCUAAAAAAAAAAAAAGAGAAAAAAAAAGAAAUAAAAUAUAAAAUAAGGCGCUGGUUGUUUUCUUCUGGCAGCGUACUUGCUCGGCAGGGCAAAGCAGCACAGAUACAGCUCUGGAAUACUGAUUUUAGCAGCCGUGAGGGUC